Molecule: messenger RNA, 816 nt
Organism: Cotesia congregata
Lineage: Eukaryota; Metazoa; Arthropoda; Insecta; Hymenoptera; Braconidae
Source: the annotation of a GenBank genome assembly
AUGGAUUCAGAGUUUCAUACAGAAUUAAUUUUAAAAGAAGAAACAAUUGAAUCAUCAAAUGAAACUCUGGAAUUCGUAGACGAUAAAAAAGAAGUACUUGGUGGUUCUGAAGGAACAAGUGCUAUUGGAAUCAGACCUAGACCUAUGAUUUGCAAACCUGAGAAUGUAAACAUUGAACGCAAGUCAGAGCCUAUUGAAACUAAAUGGCAGUGGGCACCGGGAGCGUGGCAAGAUGCUACCAGAACUAGUGCUUUUCAACCUUACAAGCCACCGACACUACUCACGAAUUUGCAACGAGGUAAUACCAAGACUGAGAUCCCUCAACUUUAUGCUGACAGUGACAUUACCUUCCAUACCCUGGCAGGACAAGGAGAAUUAACAGCAGACCAUUUAAAAUUAGCCCCCGUAGAUGCUACGGAUAAAAAUGGCUUGACAGGACUAAUGUGGGCUGCUGCUCACGGUCAAUUAGGUACGGCAAGACAGCUGAUCAAAGCAGGAGCUGAUAAAAAUUACAAAGGCUUGAAUGGUGAGACAGCUUUGCAUCUCGCAGCUUCGUAUGGACAUCAUGAUCUGGUUAAAUUGUUGUUGAGUAACAAUGUUGAUCCCAAUGUCAGCGAUGAGGAAGGGAAUACUCCAUUAAUUUAUGGGGCUCAUGGAGACCAUCCUCAUGUUUGUUACGAACUAUUGACACGGGGUGCCGAUCUAACACACCGCAAUAACCAUAAUAUAAGUGCUUACCAUGCAGCGGUGUUGAAAAAAUCUAAUACAGCUAAGGCUGUAAUUGAAAAUUAUAUAAUACAGCAAUGUAUAAAUUAA